Aspergillus nidulans FGSC A4 is the source of this 3100-nucleotide messenger RNA. RefSeq names its product protein kinA. The transcript is spliced from 4 exons. The coding region runs from base 200 to 3100 and encodes 966 amino acids. Gene Ontology annotation, biological process: microtubule-based movement. The record is from RefSeq and is a predicted model, not a curated record. Gene Ontology annotation, molecular function: microtubule motor activity; ATP binding; cytoskeletal motor activity. Gene Ontology annotation, cellular component: cytoskeleton. NCBI's taxonomy places the organism in Eukaryota, Fungi, Ascomycota, Eurotiomycetes, Eurotiales, Aspergillaceae.
GCAACGCCCGCAUAGUAUAUUGUUCUGUCCGCACGUGGACCCCUGACCCAAAACACGCUGCCCGCCAAUCUGAGUCCCCAAACAGCUCCGUAUCUCUUGUCGGUCUGAACGACCUCACAGACUCACUCCCCUCGCAUCGGGGCCUCGCGUGUCCCUACCUCCCUUCCGAUACCCGUCCAGUCCUGGGACAGUGCGAAACAUGGCGUCCUCUACCUCUAACCCCUCCAACACCAUCAAGGUGGUUGCGAGGUUCCGACCUCAAAACAAGGUCGAGCUUGCGUCCGGGGGCCAGCCCAUCGUCGAAUUUGAGAAUGACGAGACAUGUUCUAUAAACUCAAAAGAGGCCUCCGGGUCUUUCACCUUCGAUCGUGUGUUUCCGAUGGACUCAAAACAAACGGAUGUAUUCAACUACUCGAUUGCGCCAACUGUGGAUGAUAUUUUGAAUGGCUACAACGGAACCGUUUUUGCUUACGGUCAAACCGGUGCAGGAAAGUCGUAUACUAUGAUGGGUUCCGACAUUGACGACGAAGUGGGCAAAGGUAUCAUUCCGCGUAUCGUCGAGCAGAUCUUCGCCAGCAUCCUUACGAGUCCGAGCAAUAUUGAGUACACCGUCCGUGUUAGCUACAUGGAAAUAUAUAUGGAACGUAUUCGUGAUUUAUUGGUGCCGCAGAACGACAACCUACCCGUGCAUGAAGAGAAGUCAAGAGGUGUUUAUGUCAAAGGUCUGCUUGAGGUUUACGUCUCUAGCGUACAAGAGGUUUACGAAGUCAUGCGACGUGGCGGAAAUGCGAGAGCGGUUGCUGCAACCAACAUGAACCAGGAAUCAUCCAGAUCGCAUUCCAUAUUUGUCAUCACGGUGACUCAAAAGAACCUGGAAACUGGCUCUGCAAAGAGUGGUCAGCUGUUUUUGGUUGAUUUGGCAGGUAGUGAGAAGGUCGGCAAAACUGGUGCUAGCGGUCAGACUCUCGAGGAAGCGAAGAAGAUCAACAAGAGUCUGAGCGCUCUCGGAAUGGUUAUUAACGCACUUACCGACGGAAAGUCAACCCAUAUACCUUACCGUGACUCAAAACUCACACGGAUUCUGCAAGAAAGUUUGGGAGGUAACUCGAGGACCACCCUGAUUAUCAACUGUUCUCCCAGCAGCUACAAUGACGCCGAAACUGUCUCAACCCUGCGGUUUGGUGUACGAGCUAAGGCCAUUAAGAACAAGGCGAAGGUCAAUGCUGAAUUGAGUCCUGCUGAGCUCAAACAGUUACUUCGCCGAGCGCAGAGCCAAGUGACAAGUUUUGAAAACUACAUUUCCGCACUGGAAUCCGAAGUCUCUAGUUGGCGCAGUGGUGAAACCGUGCCCAGGGAAAAAUGGACUCCAGCCAGAAACGCUGAAGCCGUAGGCGCCGCAAAGGCUGAAGCGCGCGGCCCUCGGCCCAGUACUCCAUCUCGUCUCCAUGAUGUAUCCCGGUCCGAAACUCCACGACCAGAUUCACGCAUCGGCGAUCGCUCUAGCACACCCAGCAUCGUUCUUGAGAAAGAUGAGAGGGAGGAGUUUCUCCGACGCGAGAACGAACUUCAAGACCAGAUAGCAGAAAAGGAAUCCCAUAUCGCAACCAUUGAAAGGGGCCUGCGUGAGGCAAGGGACGAGCUGCGGACGCUCAAGGAGAAUUCAGCACGAUCGGGCAAGGACAACGAGAAGCUCAAUGCCGAAGUCAAUGAGUUAAGGAUGCAUCUCGAGAAAGUAUCCUACGAAAGCAAGGAAGCUGCUAUAACCAUGGACAGUCUCCGGGAAGCCAACUCAGAGUUGACAGCAGAGUUAGACGAGGUGAAACAACAACUCCUCGAUGUACGUAUGAAGGCAAAGGAGACCACAGCAGCGCUUGACGAGAAGGAGAAGAAAAAGGCUGAGAAGAUGGCUAAAAUGAUGGCUGGCUUCGAUCUUGGCGGAGAAGUGUUUUCUGACAACGAGCGGAAGCUUCAGAAUCUUAUCCAACGCGUUGAUUCCUUGCACCAGAUUGCCGAGGCAGGAGAGGUGAUCGCACCAGACGAUCUUCUGGAACUCCGAGCCAGUCUUUCAGAGACGCAGGGCUUCAUCCGACAGGCGGAACUCACCGUGAAUGAUCGGAGCGAACUGAACGUGCUGCAGGACAGCCGCAGAAUGGAACUGGAGCAGAAGCUGGCUAAUCUCGAGCAGGACUAUGAGAGUCUUCUGGCCCGCAAUCUGGGAGAGGAAGAUUUGGCAGAGAUCAAGGAACGACUGGAGAAGGUGUAUAUAGCUAAAAAGGAUGUCGAGCUAGCGGCCGCUUCCGAACUGCAGCAGCAACUGGCGCGUAAGGAUGAGGAACUUACCAAACUGCAGCAAUCCCUUGCUGAUUCGCAAUCACGAGGGUCCACCAAUGGCGCUGCCAGCAAGAGCCUACAACAGCAGAUUGCCGAGUUCGAUGCGAUGAAAAAGUCCUUAAUGCGUGACUUGCAAAACCGCUGCGAGCGAGUGGUUGAGCUAGAGAUCUCGCUCGACGACGCCCGAGAGCAGUACAAUAACGUGCUCCGCUCAUCGAACAACCGGGCCCAACAGAAGAAGAUGGCGUUCUUGGAACGCAACCUUGAACAACUCACCCACGUCCAGCGACAGCUCGUGGAGCAGAAUAGCAGCCUAAAGAAAGAGGUCGCCAUCGCAGAGCGCAAGCUCAUCGCCCGGAACGAGCGGAUAUCAAGCUUGGAAGCCCUCCUCCAGGAGAGCCAAGAGAAACUCACCCAAGCCAACCAUCGGUACGCCUGCACCUUUUACUCUCAGGAGAUUCCUUCUUUGGAAAUCCAAGAGCAGUCCCUCUUUUAUAAGGUCCCUUCUCAGAAGAAACAUAUACUGACGUCCACUCCCAACAACAGUUUUGAAGCCCAACUCACAGCAGUCAAAGAGCGCCUUGAGGCCGCCAAACAGGGCUCAACGAAAGGUCUUCCCGGCAUGGACAGCAACGGCGGCUUCAGCUUCGCUGGCUCCCGAAUCGCUAAGCCUCUCCGUGGCGGCGGCGGAGGCAACGAACCUGUCGCGGCCGUCCAGUCCCAGGAUACAGGCACCAAGCGCACAAGUUGGUUUUUUGAUAGACGAUGA